GCGACCCCAUGUCGGUCCUCAUCACUGCAAUGGCUGGGAUUCUGUUGCUCGCCUUGGGGGUGCAAGUUGGCAUGUGGCUUGCGCCAUCUACCCAACGUCGAGGCUCUCUGCAGUCGUUCCUCCGAUUUGGAGAGCAUUCAAAGGUUAAUCGACCGUUGGUGGAAUCCACAAGCGAGAAUGGAACUACCCCACUUUGGGAUACCAUUGGCAGUGAAGCAUACUGGAAGACUCCUCAAGGUCAGGCUCACCUCAAGGACGAGGUCAAGAGAGCUGCUGCUGAUGUUGACUCCGUCAUGGAGGCGUUGAACACUGUGACAGCGAGCCCGAACAUUGUGCGAGCUGUAAUGAUCUGUUUACCUAGCGAUGGUGGCGAUAAACGGAAUCGCGAACUGAGAGCCCUCUACCUCUCCUGGCUUCUGGCUUUGUCCGAAGAACCUCCUCACUUGCGCACAGAUCUCGUCAUCUUCACCGACGAUCAGGCGGCUGAUCUCGCCGCCGGCCUCGGCUGCGUGAGAGAUGUCCGACAUGACUUCUCAACGCCAUCGCGGUGUGUUAUCGCCCCUUACACGCCUCUCGAACAUCGGACUCGGUCACCUUCCCAACCAGAGGACCCUCUUGUUCGGUAUUCUGGCUACAUGAAUAGCAUUCUCAGCUUCGCUGAAUACGAUGGUUAUGCCUACGAUUUAGUUCUUCGCACUGAUACUGACGUUUUCGUGAUGCCGGGUUUCUACAACUGGACACUACCGAGUGACGUCAACAUCAUUGUGGGUCUAGGCGGAUAUAGUGUAGAGAAUAAUGAUGCCCACUUAUUAUAUGUAUCCAAGACACUCGGAUUGCGAAAUGAAUUCAAUCACCGCAAUGUGGGCAGUACCUGGUUUGGUAAACUCACGCUCGCUCGAGCCGCCGCCCGUUUGAGUGUGGCUGCCGCACGAUGGCUUAUUGCGGAGGAAUACUCGGAAUACGAGAAGUGCUGUGCAGGCAUUCUUGGAUGGCCUCAUUGGCAUUGGGGCGUUGUCACUAUGUACAGUGGACAUCUAGCGCUCAAUCAUAUAGCGCCUUUCGCCAAAUCAGGAGAUGGGCACGGCAAUCUGGAUGUCGGGGCGGCUAGUUCCGACCUAGUGUCGGAUCCUAUGGUCAAACAUGUUCACUGCUGGCACUCAAACGAUCGCUUUUCCAAGUUUGAACAUGAGAAUGGGGCGUACGAUAGCUACGACCUCACGCCAUAUAUGGAAAUGGCUGUUAUCAAGGAUUUCGCUUUAGUUGUGGCAGUUACUAGUCUGAGGCUUACUCAAACUGAGUUCAAAGAUUUUUCCUCAAACCCUGGGACUUUACGUAACAGGUCGAGUUGGCUGCGACUCCUUCCUUAACAUUGACAGUAACAUUCCAUCGGUCUUUGCGCACUCGAUUUUCACUUAGUCUUAAAUCUUACCGUCGGCUCAUCA
Messenger RNA from Perkinsus marinus ATCC 50983, 1442 nucleotides. RefSeq lists its product as hypothetical. Bases 9 to 1367 code for a protein of 452 amino acids. The record is from RefSeq and is a predicted model, not a curated record. The transcript has a single exon. Lineage: Eukaryota; Perkinsozoa; Perkinsida; Perkinsidae.